Scomber japonicus (chub mackerel) is the source of this 1502-nucleotide messenger RNA. It is a transcript of the gene nfkbil1, whose product is annotated as nuclear factor of kappa light polypeptide gene enhancer in B-cells inhibitor-like 1. Bases 43 to 1134 code for a protein of 363 amino acids. The record is from RefSeq and is a predicted model, not a curated record. Lineage: Eukaryota; Metazoa; Chordata; Actinopteri; Scombriformes; Scombridae. The transcript has 4 exons. Gene Ontology annotation, molecular function: protein binding. Gene Ontology annotation, biological process: canonical NF-kappaB signal transduction.
UCAGAAACGGAGACAACCUGUACACCAAGACGUCUAAAACUAAUGUCGUUGUCUCACAAACAGAAGCGGGUGUGGAAGUACGUGGAGGAGGGCCGUCUGCUGAAGCUGAAGUCGUACCUGCGUAAGCACCGGGACUUGGACGUGAACUUCUCCCAGGGCAAGAAGGAGAGGAGCCCGCUGCAGCUGGCCUGCCGCCUGGGAGACGACGCUGCUGUGCGGCUGUUGUUGAAACACGGAGCCGAUGUUCUCCAGAGGGACCGGAGAGGAGACACCGCGCUACAUGUCGCUGCUAACAGGGCUCUGAAACACGGGAAAACAGCAUUUGAUGACCUGGUUGUGCCACUCAGGAAGAGUUGUCCAGAAGCUAUGAACACAACAAACAGUGCUGGAGUCACACCUGAGGACCUGCUGAACUGGAUGAAAAACACACAGACUGCAGCGAACAUGAGCCGUCCAACUGAAGCCAACCCAGAGAAGGAGUGGAUGGAGAAGCUGUUUGAUGAAUGCGAGGAUGAAUUCUAUGAAAGCUUUGGAGUUUAUGACGCGGAUGAUUUUCUUCCUGUUGAUGACGAUGAUGAAGACUUUGGGGACUGGGCUGAUCGUAUCAGAAGAGAGUAUUUUAAUAAAAAGCAUGCAGAAGCUCAACGACUGGCAGCGUCAUCUUCUGGGUGGAAAAAGAAGAAGAGUAAACAAGAGAGAGAGCAGGAAGAGAAAAGCAACAAGGAGCUGCAUGAAAAGCUGCAGAGGGAACACGAGGAGUAUCUGGCACGAGCAGCACGUAAAGAGGAAGAGACUCGGAAGGGCAAGAAGCGCCGGUACGAUGAAGGGUGCGCAGCUACUUUCCAAGGUGGCUCUUCAGAAGGCAGCACAAAGCUGAGCUACAGUGACAUCCCCUGGCCAGCUCCGCAGGGGACAGUGCAGGAGAUGCUGGACGUGAUGCUGCACGGCGUGGAUCGAAAGGACUUGCCCGUGUAUCGUAAAAUGCUCCGGAAGCAGCAGGCACUGUGGCAUCCUGAUAAAUUUGCACAGCGUUGUGAAGCUCGCUUAGAAGAGAAGGACAAGAAGCGGAUCCUGGACACAGUCACAACUCUGUCACAGGAGCUAAACAGACUGGCUCAAAGUCUUAGGAUGUAAAAUUCACAAUAUCGUGGCACAUUUUUAAUGUGCUUUUCUGGACAUGUGUAUGUAAAAAUUCACAUGAAUUCUGUUUGCAUGCACUUCCCACAGUAGUUUGUCUGGAGGAGUGGACAGGUCAGUGAUCGUAGGGUUGAUGGUUCAGGUGAUGAAGUAAGAACAUUUAAAGGAGGGGUUCACAGUUUUUCAAGUCUGUCCCAAAACAACAGGUGCCCAAAUGAACAUUGACAUGUUUGUCUUGCCAUAAUCAUUCCUCCUGUACAUACUGACUAUUAACAGGCUAUAAACCCUUCAUUAUACAGGUUCAGUGGCAAUGAAGUCAGUAUCUUUAAAUAAUUAGUUUUUUACUACCCUAUUCCCUGUUUUUG